CCAUACACCACGCACUAAACAAGCAGCAUGCACAUGCGGAAAGCAUGCACACGGCCUGUCUCCCUCGACACCGGUGAAGCAUUCGUUCGUUAGCCUUUACACGAGCCCCUGACCCGAGGCAUCGCAGACGACUCCAUCUCAUUGGUACGUCCAUCAUGCAAGGAAUGCAUCACGCAGCGUGUGCAGAGAGCCAUUCGGCGCGUGCGGCCUUGGCAGAAGUUAAGAAGUCGGCCAGCGCCUCAAGCACAGGCAGUGAACGCGACAUGAGCAGUGACCAUGCAAACACGAGUGAGUUGUAGCCACCCCUCCCUCCACAUUCGGCGGGCGACUGAGCGGUUGAUUGCGUGUGUGUAUGUGUGUGUGCGUAGCGCCAUGGUGUGAUGCGCACAUCACCGGGGUUUGUCAAGGGCCGGAUGGCCGGCCCACACCGGCCGUUUGUGUGCCAUUGUGCGUGUCUAGUGUAUGUUGCCAUCCUUUGCAGCGCCUUUGCAGACCUGCUAGCAUGCUUCUGCUCCCUCUGUGUUGCGUGUCGCCUGUUGCAUGUCACGUGUUGCGUAUUGCAUGUUGGACGAGCAUGGGAGCAGGCCAGUGGCCGCCUAGGGCAUCACGUGAAACUGCUGCUGCAGUUGUAUUUAGUGAGCUCCCAUCGAAAAUAAACCGUGCCAUCGGGUGCCGUCAGGCCGUGCCGUUGAGAAGGCAAGAAGAUGCCCGACACCGACGUCAAAAAGGAGAUUCGGCGACGUCUGGACCGUGAGGUGGACCUCAACUUGCAGAUGGGAGGGUUGGUGCGAGAAGACCUCCGCAGCCGCCUUGAGUCCUACGACUCCAUGGCCAUCGUCACCUCGCUUCUAACGGGCUUUGCCUUCGCUGCGGUGACCAACAUUGAUAGCGACAAGCUCCACGACGGUGCAUGCGCAGGUGUGCGUACAGAGACAUUCAUCAGAUACACACACUCUUAG
Messenger RNA from Vitrella brassicaformis, 959 nucleotides. NCBI's taxonomy places the organism in Eukaryota, Vitrellaceae. The record is from the annotation of a GenBank genome assembly.